AUGCUGCGCCCCGCUCUGUCGGUGGUCCUCGCCGGGCUGCUGUGCCGGACCGCGCAGGGGAAGCUGGCGACAGGAGAACGGUCCGCGUCGGUGGCCAGCAGGAGGCCGACCGGUGGAGAUACCUCAGCAAGUUCGGCUACACCAUCGGCGCCGGGAUCUACGAGGUGCGCGUGCGGAGCCCGCCGGACGCACCUGGUGCCAGCGAGGCCCCGAGGGUGGACCUGCAGCUCUUCCUCGACGAGGAGUGGAGCGAGGCGGAGGCGCUGCCUCCCUGCGAGAGGGCGGCCAAGAGCCGCAGCGCGCAGCGCCCGCGGCCCGGCGCAAAGCCUGGCGAGUGGGGCGCGUGGACCAAGGGCCAGGUCGUGCAGCAGGUGCGCUCGCACAUAUGGUACUUCGCUCUGUCGGGCUGCGCGGAGGAGCGAGUCCAGGACCUCGAGUUCGAGAUCCGAAUGCGCCAGGCUGAUCGCUCCGAGCUGGGAGCCGAGAUGCGGUUCAUGCCCAUCUUGCAUGCUCCUCCUUGGCGCAGUCACGGUUUUCUCGGCGGGUCUCGGCAGGAGCUGCGCGGCGGCGAGGGCCGCCGCCGGCGGCGUGCACCCGGUCAUCCGGGCGCUCGUGGCCGCAGUCGCGUUGCAGUGGGCGGCGCUGCUAUGCGAGGUCCUGCACCUCUGCUCCUACCAGGGCAACGGCUUCGGCGCGCCCGUUGCCGACGCCCUCUCGGGGGUGCUCGAUAUGCUCAGCCAGGUGGUCAUCGCAACGCUGCUCGUCGCCAUCGCGCACGGUUACUGCCUCACGUGCGCGCGGGCGCGCGAGCUGCCGGGCCUCUUGCCCAUGUCCGCCGUGGUGGCGGCGGCGCACGUGGCGCUCGUGCUCCUCGACAAGCUCUGGGGGGAGGCCUCGCACGAACACCACGAGACGGGGGGCGCGCUCGGCGUCGCGAUGGUCGCGAUGAGGCUGGCGCUCUUCGCGCGGUUCUCUGCCGGGAUCCGCGCGCUCGUGGGACGCGUGAGCCCGCAGCUGCAGCGCUUCGCUCGCCUGUUCGGGGUCGCCGGGGCGGCGUACCUCCUGAGCCACCCGGUGCUCUUCCUGUUGGCGCAGGCGGUGGCGCCCUACCUGAGACACCCGCUGCUGCAGGUCGGGCUCCAGGGCGCGCAGGCGGUCUGCUCCCUCGGCUUGGCCGCCCUGCUGCUGUCCGGCUCCGGCUGCUUCUACCGCGCGUCGACGCUGAGCGGCCCGGCGCUCCCGGCGCCGGGCGCCGCCGCGGGCGCGUGCUCCCAGCGCGCGCCCGCUGGGGCGAGCGGCCUGGUCCCGCUGCGGCGGAGGGGCGGCGCCUGA
This is a messenger RNA of Prorocentrum cordatum, 1332 nucleotides long. The record is from the annotation of a GenBank genome assembly. NCBI's taxonomy places the organism in Eukaryota, Dinophyceae, Prorocentrales, Prorocentraceae.